AUGUUUUAUCAAAUUACCAUUGAAAAUAGUAGCACGUCUCUCGGCUCUAUCGACACGAUAAUAUAUGACCAGGCUUCGAUCUCAAAAGCUCUCGUCACUUUCACUCAACUAGUUCUGCUUCCUGUCAUUUCGUUUAUUGGAAUUUCAGGAAACGUCAUCAGUAUUGUAAUCCUCUCAAGAGAUGGUCUCCACAAGUGCUCCAAUGUUUUGAUCUGUGUUCUUGCAGUAGCUGACAGUAUGUACCUCAUUGGGAUCAACAACGUACCAAACAUCCUGAUGAACCAGGACUUCACAACUGCGUGUCGCCUUAAUGACUUGGUCGCAGUUCUCUUCGCUAUAGUCAACAACCUCUUCUCCAUGCUGGAGAAUACUGGGAUGAUUGUCUCCAUGCUAGUUCCGACGCUGAUUGUCGUGGAGAGAUUUGUCGCUGUGUUUUUCCCGUUUCAUUUCACCAAGAUAGUCACGCCUCUGCGAAAUCGUGUCGCAGCGGCGUGUCUGUUUCCGCUGGCCAUUCCUUUGCUGACAAUGAAUGUCUUCAUAUACCAUGAUGCAAUUAUCUGUAACGGCACAGACGUAAUCUUUACUUUGAUGGGCGCUAAACUUGAGGUUAUACAAAUCUACACAUUAUUGACUAAAAUCUACUCUACCGUUUGUGGCCCCGUGUCAGUAUGCUUUGUAAGUUUCGGCUGCGUUCUUAUAUCCAUUAAAGUUCACGCGCAACAAAGUGUCCGCCGUGCCAUCAUUACAAGACGAAAGAGUGCUCAUGGCAGGGAAGGCAAACUUCAUAAGGAUUCCGAGAGAGAUCCAGAAUUCUUCAAAAGUACCAGGACCACUAAGAUUCUCAUUUCUGUUUGUUGCGUCUACUCCCUGACAGGGACUCUCAGUUUCAUGUCAGACUUGGUAGUAACUCCACAAAAUGUUGGUUUUGAGAUGAGUUUCUGGAUUCACAGGGCCUCUCUGGUGUGCAUAAGUCUCAAUAGUACAGCCAAUUUUAUCAUUUACGUCGCUUUUAAUCGCAAAUUUAGGGACGCCUAUGUAACAAUGUUCUUUUAUUCCAUUCGCAGAAAAAAAUAA
Messenger RNA from Biomphalaria glabrata, 1074 nucleotides. Its product is annotated as FMRFamide peptide receptor frpr-18-like. The record is from RefSeq and is a predicted model, not a curated record. Bases 1 to 1074 code for a protein of 357 amino acids. Gene Ontology annotation, molecular function: G protein-coupled receptor activity. Lineage: Eukaryota; Metazoa; Mollusca; Gastropoda; Planorbidae. Gene Ontology annotation, biological process: G protein-coupled receptor signaling pathway. The transcript has a single exon. Gene Ontology annotation, cellular component: plasma membrane.